This is a messenger RNA of Phragmites australis (common reed), 1692 nucleotides long. RefSeq names its product UDP-xylose transporter 3-like. Gene Ontology annotation, cellular component: Golgi apparatus. The transcript is spliced from 8 exons. Gene Ontology annotation, molecular function: UDP-xylose transmembrane transporter activity; antiporter activity. Lineage: Eukaryota; Viridiplantae; Streptophyta; Magnoliopsida; Poales; Poaceae. Bases 313 to 1383 code for a protein of 356 amino acids. The record is from RefSeq and is a predicted model, not a curated record.
CACGCCCCUGUCUCCGUCUCCGGUGAGUAGGAGAGGGGGAGGAGGCAGGCCAAGAACGCAGCAGCACAAGCAGCCGCUAAGCUAACCAAGCCCACCCGAUCCGGCCCCUCCUGCUCCUGCCCGCUCUCCAGAUCCCCGCGCCAUUGCCAGUUCCGCGCUCCGAUUCACGAGCUCGUCUCCCAGAUCCAGCUUCACUCGUCCAAAUUCUGUUCUUGUUAGCAAAGAGGUGCUGUUCAGCGGCGUUGUUUGGUUGUUUGGGCCGGGAAGUUUUUGGUUGUCCCGCUCUGCUUGUUUCUUGGUGCGCUGUUGGAGAUGGGGGUAGCGGGGGAGAAGUUCCAGCUGGGGACAGUGGGGGCGCUGAGCCUCUCGGUGGUGUCCUCGGUCUCCAUCGUCAUCUGCAACAAGGCUCUCAUGAGCUCCCUCGGCUUCACCUUUGCCACUACUCUGACAAGCUGGCAUCUCUUGGUUACAUUCUGUUCUCUCCACGUGGCAUUAUGUAUGAAGCUCUUUGAGCACAAACCUUUCGAUGCAAGGACUGUCAUGGGGUUCGGAGUGCUCAAUGGCAUCUCAAUUGGGCUUCUCAACUUGAGUCUAGGUUUCAAUUCUGUUGGUUUCUAUCAGAUGACAAAGCUGGCUAUUAUUCCCUGUACUGUUAUAUUGGAGACCCUUUUCUUCAGGAAGAAGUUUAGUCGGAAUAUCAAGCUCUCCCUUAGUGUGCUCCUUGUUGGUGUUGGUGUUGCAACUGUGACUGAUCUGCAACUCAAUGCUAUGGGAUCUAUACUGUCCCUGUUGGCAAUCAUUACAACCUGUAUUGCUCAAAUUAUGACAAAUACAAUACAGAAGAAGUUCAAGGUAUCUUCAACCCAGCUUCUGUACCAAUCAUGCCCAUACCAAGCAUUGACCUUGUUCCUUAUUGGUCCAUUCCUCGAUGGAUUUUUGACCAACCAAAAUGUCUUUGCUUUUGAUUACACACCUCAAGUUCUGUUUUUCAUUGUGAUGUCAUGCCUGAUAUCAGUCUCAGUAAACUUUAGCACUUUCCUUGUGAUUGGGAAAACAUCUCCUGUAACUUACCAAGUCCUUGGCCACCUUAAAACAUGCUUGGUUCUCGCCUUUGGCUAUGUUCUGCUUCACGAUCCGUUUAGCUGGAGAAAUAUCCUUGGAAUCCUAAUUGCAGUGAUUGGGAUGGCAUUGUAUUCAUACUUCUGCACUAGAGAGACUCAGCCAAAACCUGCAGAAAUCUCUCCUCAAGUCAUUCAGGUGAAAGAGAGCGAAUCAAACCCCUUGAUCUCAGACUCUUUAACCACUGCUGAAAACGGGGUUAGUGCAGCGGAUGACGAACCCCCAAAGGUAUCAAUGUGGAGCUCAAAGUACUCAAAGGCGUGAAAACUGCUCUGUUGUUAGUGUACGGUAUUAUACAGAAUUCAGCUUAGUUGGCAGAUACUAGGGUUGAAAGCCAACCCUGUUCCUGUUCCAAUUUUGGCCUUUGAUUUUUUGGCUUAUAUGUUCUGUUAGUAAAUGGCUCUUGAGAGGAUAAUACUACCUCUACUCCAGACGGGUGAUCUGCCUGAAAGCUAUAUACACGAGCUAGCUGGACAGGAGAUUUCUGUUGUAUUUUCGUAUGUUCCGCAUAUGCUUCACGCUGUAACUUGGUAGCUGGACAUGAUAUCAACACGUAGUUUGCAUUCUUUUGUA